CGACGAUCUCUACAACGGCACCCUACAGCGAACACUCUAAAACACGAAUUUAUCCGUCCAGCAUUUCUGCCUUGUUUCUACGGGAGAAUGAACACCGGAGGUAUAGUCAUCAAGAGGGGUAACUUUCACCUGCACCCAGUCAGAGACGUCGAACGCUCGUUAUACCUUUACGCCUAGCAUCGCUACGACGAAGAUCGUCAAGAGGUGAGUAUAUAUGGGCUCUCCCUUUGCAGUCGUAAGAUAGUCUGGUUCAUUAGAUCAUCAAGGCUGCUCACAAUGCAUAUUCCACUUUCUCUACUGCCCAUCUUGGGUUCACUUGCCCAAGCCAGUCCUAUUCUUCCAAGAGCAUCAUCAUGGCCUAAUGCACCUUUCACUGCCUCUGGUCGCGACAUCAAGAACAGUCUCAAUGAGACUGUUGUCUACGCCGGUGUCAACUGGCCUGGCGCUGCGGAUGUCAUGAUUCCUGAGGGCCUGCAGUACCAGUCCGUCAGCAGCAUCAUGUCGAAGAUCAAGGACCUUGGCAUGAAUGUCAUUAGAUUGACCUACGCGAUUGAAUUGGUGGACGAUAUCUACAGUGGCGUUGAUAGCAGUCUCAAGGCCGCUUUCAUUCAGGCACUAGGAGAGACAAAUGGAACAAAGGUCUUGAAUCAAGUCUUGUCGAGUAACCCUAGCUUCACCGAGAAUACCACUCGCCUAGAGGUGUUUGAUGCCAUCGCUGCAGAAGCCGAUACCCAACUGAUAUACGUGCAUCUUGACAAUCACGUAUCCAAGGGAGAGUGGUGCUGCGGCCACGAUGAUGGAAACGCCUGGUUCGGUGAUACAUACUUCAACGUCGCAAACUGGAAGCGUGGUCUGGCGUACAUGAGCAGCCAUGCAAAGUCAUGGCCAGCCUUCACUUCCAUGUCUCUCCGCAACGAGCUACGUACAACAUCCAACGGCACAGGUGAUAACUGGGUCUCAUGGUAUGAAAACAUGGUACCUGCUGCCGAUGGCAUCAAUGCUGCCAACCCUGCACCACUGAUCUUCUUCUCCGGUCUAAAUUACGAUACACAAUUGGCCACCAUUGUCAAUGGCAAGGACAUUGGCAAUGGCACUACCUUUUCCCUCGACAACUAUUCUUACAAGGACAAGAUUGUCUGGGAGUUGCACAACUACGCCAACAGUGCCACAAACUGCAACGAUAUCAAGGGCAGUCUCAGAAACCAGGGUUACAACGCCAUGGAAGGAUCUGCUUCUGCUGUGAACAAGGCACCUGUGGUGUUGACCGAAUUUGGCUUCGAUCAGAACACUGGAUCGUCGAGUGUUUAUGCGCAGUGCAUCAAGGAAUAUCUCACUACGCUGCCCGGUGGUCCUGGUGGUUGGAUGCAGUGGGUCAUUUCUGGUAGCUACUACAUUCGUGAAGGGGCUCAGGACAAGGACGAAACAUGGGGUCUAUUGAACCAUGAUUGGUCUGAUUGGCGCAACCAGACGGCCUCUGACUACACAAAGAGUUUUGUUGAGAAGACGCUUGUUUAGUCAUAUCAGGAGCAUUCACAUCAACACAGUAUAUCAUACAUGGAUCAAGAAACAGAUGCUGAAGUGACUUCAUUUGAUUGAAAAAGUCUACGCAAAGUAAUCUGAGUGAGCGCAAAAGCAAAAGGCCAUCUAUCUGAGCAAGAAAUCCACCUGGUGACCAAGAAAGAUAAAGAGCAACGAGAUGCCAGAGUUAAUGUAAGCAGACGCGAAAAAGAAAAAAGAGGUCAGACAGUCUUCGUGCUGACAUGACAAAACUGUUUGUGGUAUCUGUGAGUUGCAAAAGGCCAAACCCGGCGUCGAGACAAUAUA
Messenger RNA from Aureobasidium subglaciale EXF-2481, 1824 nucleotides. Its product is annotated as glycoside hydrolase family 5 protein. Lineage: Eukaryota; Fungi; Ascomycota; Dothideomycetes; Dothideales; Saccotheciaceae. The transcript is spliced from 3 exons. The record is from RefSeq and is a predicted model, not a curated record. Gene Ontology annotation, molecular function: hydrolase activity, hydrolyzing O-glycosyl compounds. The coding region runs from base 277 to 1515 and encodes 412 amino acids.